Molecule: messenger RNA, 1065 nt
Organism: Diceros bicornis minor
Lineage: Eukaryota; Metazoa; Chordata; Mammalia; Perissodactyla; Rhinocerotidae
Gene: FXYD5
Product: FXYD domain containing ion transport regulator 5
Exons: 10
Coding region: 246-806 (186 amino acids)
Biological process (GO): regulation of sodium ion transmembrane transporter activity
Cellular component (GO): membrane
Molecular function (GO): sodium channel regulator activity
Source: RefSeq, a predicted model, not a curated record
AGCCAGGAAACCCAAGAGGAAAUGACUGAGCCUGUCUUGGUCCCCGCCCGCCGCGCUCCCCUGGCCACACCCUCCGCCUGGACGCAGCCACCUCGCUGCCCUCUCUCCACGAGGCUGCGGCCCGGGACCCCGGCUCUGACAGGGAAGAAGGUGGUGGUGGCUGGGGACCCCCACUUCAGAGAUCUGCCCUCACAGCCAGCUGUCAGCCCUGGUGGGGUUCUUGAAGCCAGAGGAGCCUGCUCAGGAUGUCGCCCUCUGGUCGCCUGUGUUUCCUCACUAUCAUCAGCCUGAUUCUCCCCACCAGAGGGCAGACAUCGACGGAGGCCACAUCCACUUCUGUAGCAGACCCAACUGCUGUGACUGUUCAUACCUUGACUCAAACCCCAGACACAGUCCACCCGGACCUGCAGCCCACCCCUCAGACCUCAGCCCUGCCGGCUGCUGUAGAAACAACCCCGAACAAGCCGGAGAAGGAGACCCAGACGCAGCGACUGACGGGAACAGAGGCACUUCUGACAACGGAUCCGGGGAUGGACAGGAGCCGCACGGAAGCUUCCAGCCACUCCACCAAUCCCACUGAAAGCACCACAACCUCCAAGAGGCGAUCCCCACGCAAAGAUGUGAAGAAGGACCCCGCCCCCAGGCCGGCUGGUUCCAGCGAGGACGACCCCUUCUCCUAUGACGAGGACACUCUCCGGAAACGGGGGCUGCUGGUCGCGGCCGUGCUGUUCAUCACGGGCAUCGUCAUCCUCACCAGCGGCAAGUGCAGGCAGUUGCCCCGAUUAUGCCGGAAUUACGACAGGUGAGUCCAUCGGAAGUGGGGCCGACGACCCGAUGGGCACCGAGACUGAGCCCCACCGGCCCCCUCCUCCCUGCAGAGCCGACUGAGUAGUCAGUAAAGCCCAGCCCGAGAGGGAAGAUGUGGAUGGAGCCAGAGCCGGGGCCCACGGCCCAGGCCCCCUCUCCUCCCCACCCUGCCUGCCCUGAAGUCGGCUGGCCCCCCGGGCAGCGCCCCCCGAGUUGUCCAUUCUGUUCAGACAACGAAUAAAGCACUGUGGUCCUGCC